ACGCGUACGCCCGUUAUAAUUGUUUAUCUAUUUAAACGCCUGCAUUAGAACGUUUCGUGUGUUUCAUCGAUUUUAUCUCUGAUUUUCUAACUUUCAGAAAGUCAACAACUUUGUUCAUCUAUCCUAUCUAUUAUUACUCUAUCUGUUUCUAUCAAAUUUGUUCAUCUUUGCAUUUGCAGAAGAUUAUAGAAAAAAAAAAAAUGGUUUACAAAACCUUGGAAAUCACUCUGAUUUCUGCAAAAGAUCUUAAGAAUGUUAAUCUUAUAGGCAAGAUGGAUCCUUAUGUUGUGGUUCACCUAUCUGAUGAUCCAAAAAACAAGCAAAAAACCCCGGUGCAUCAAGAUGGUGGCACGAACCCGGCUUGGAAUUAUACGAUUAGGUUUACUAUUGAUGAUGCUGUUGCUGCGAAGCCGGGUAAAUAUGUUGUAUUUACCUUGAAGCAUGAGCAUACCUUUGGUGCUGAUAAAGAUUUAGGGGAAGUUCUUGUACCUUUGAAAGAGUUGUUAGAUGGUGUUAAGGAUCCUAGUGGUUCUCAGCUUGUAACUUAUCAGGUUAAGAGGGUUUCGUCGCAAAAGGCACAAGGGGAACUUAAGUUGUCAUAUAAGUUUGUUGAUGUUAACAAUAUGGGUUCUUAUGGUAAAGGUGAAUAUAAACCUGCGCAGUCAUGCAGCAGCAGUUCGGGUUCUGCUGCUGCUGCUGCUGCGCCAUACCCUCCACCUGGAGGGUACGGUGGAGGGUAUGGCGAUGUGUACCCUCCACCACAUCAUGCAGGAGGGUACCCUCCUGCGCAUUCGCAGGCACCACCUCCUGCAGCAGGAAUCCCAUAUGCUGCAGCUGGUGCACCAGGAGGGUACCCUCCGCAGCAGUACCCUCCACAGCAGUCGCAUGGAACUGGGGUUCCAUACUCUGCUGCACCACAGGGGUACCCUCAGUAUGGAGGGUACCCACCCCCGCCUAAUGCCGGAUAUGGGUACCCUCCAUCUGGAGGGUAUCCUCCACCUGGUGGAUACCCUGCUUAUCCUCCUGCAGGUGGGUAUGCGCAAAAACCACAGAAGCCGAAGAAGAGUGGUGGAAUGGGAAUGGGAUUGGGAGCUGGUCUAUUAGGAGGAGCUAUUGGUGGACUUGUUCUUGGAGAAGUGAUGGAUGAUGCUUUUGAUGUUGAUUGUGAUUUCUGAUUGCGAUUCGGUUUUCGAUUGCUCGUUUGCUGAUCUAUCUUAUGGUCUAGUUUCAUUUUGGUUUUUUUUUUUCAUUGUUAAUCUAAGGUUUUUAUCUAAUUAUGUCUUUAUUGUAAAUGAGUUGGCUUGCUAAUUGAUUCAGGCUUUGAUAGAAUUAGUUAGUCUGUUUACCAGAUUUAUGUAUCUUAAUUUCCUUGAUUAUUUUUUAAGACUUGUUUUAUUUCUUAGAAUCAUCGCUAUCAUCAUCUUAAUCACAGGUUCCAUUGUUCAAGUUUCAAUUGCAGAACUUCCUCUGUUUAUUUUAUCACAGCCUGUUGUAAACAGCUAAAUUUUGCAUGAUUAGAUGAAUUUGGACGGAAUUUAAUGCGA
Molecule: messenger RNA, 1544 nt
Organism: Chenopodium quinoa (quinoa)
Lineage: Eukaryota; Viridiplantae; Streptophyta; Magnoliopsida; Caryophyllales; Amaranthaceae
Product: protein SRC2-like
Exons: 1
Coding region: 201-1175 (324 amino acids)
Biological process (GO): defense response
Source: RefSeq, a predicted model, not a curated record